This is a messenger RNA of Ceraceosorus bombacis, 325 nucleotides long. The record is from the annotation of a GenBank genome assembly. NCBI's taxonomy places the organism in Eukaryota, Fungi, Basidiomycota, Exobasidiomycetes, Ceraceosorales, Ceraceosoraceae.
AUGCAGCAGGAUCCAUGCAAGCACACACACACCACACAGCACCACCGCAAAUCCGCGGAGGAAGCACGAGCAGGCAGGCGGAGGACUUGGCACGUCCGUGCGUUGCGAGUGGCUGCGCAGCUCCGACCAGCAAUUGAUCGAUCGAUUCGAUUGUGAGUGUGCAUGGCUGCUGCCGGUUGUAUCAUCACCUCGACCAUCAUCACCACAAAGCCUCACUUUGACCGCGGACUUGUGACUCUUUAGUGACCAAUCGACAGCUGGGCCUAGCGCCUCAUCAGGCUUUUGCUACCAGCAGAACGCGUGGCGCUCCAGACGCUCAUCCUAG